Molecule: messenger RNA, 2184 nt
Organism: Pan troglodytes (chimpanzee)
Lineage: Eukaryota; Metazoa; Chordata; Mammalia; Primates; Hominidae
Gene: PGAM5
Product: PGAM family member 5, mitochondrial serine/threonine protein phosphatase
Exons: 6
Coding region: 96-965 (289 amino acids)
Biological process (GO): positive regulation of mitochondrial fission; peptidyl-threonine dephosphorylation
Cellular component (GO): mitochondrion
Molecular function (GO): protein serine/threonine phosphatase activity
Source: RefSeq, a predicted model, not a curated record
CGCCGCCCGGAAGCGGCAGCCGGGGGAAGCGUGUUCCUCGCGGAGCGCCGUCGGGGCCGUGGGCGCCUGCGCGGGCCGGCGCGGGAGCAAGCGGCAUGGCGUUCCGGCAGGCGCUGCAGCUGGCGGCCUGCGGGCUGGCCGGGGGCUCGGCCGCCGUGCUCUUCUCGGCCGUGGCGGUAGGGAAGCCGCGCGCAGGCGGGGACGCGGAGCCACGCCCGGCUGAGCCGCCGGCCUGGGCGGGGGGCGCGCGGCCGGGCCCCGGUGUCUGGGACCCCAACUGGGACAGGCGAGAACCACUGUCUCUGAUCAACGUGCGGAAGAGGAACGUGGAAUCUGGGGAAGAAGAGCUGGCGUCCAAGCUGGACCACUACAAAGCCAAGGCCACGCGGCACAUCUUCCUCAUCAGGCAUUCCCAGUACCACGUGGAUGGCUCCCUGGAGAAGGACCGCACUCUGACCCCGCUGGGUCGGGAGCAGGCUGAACUCACUGGGCUCCGCCUGGCAAGCUUGGGGUUGAAGUUUAAUAAAAUCGUCCAUUCGUCUAUGACCCGCGCCAUAGAGACCACCGAUAUCAUCAGCCGGCACCUGCCAGGCGUCUGCAAAGUCAGCACAGAUCUGCUGCGGGAAGGCGCCCCCAUCGAGCCAGACCCGCCCGUGUCUCACUGGAAGCCGGAAGCUGUGCAGUAUUACGAAGACGGAGCCCGGAUCGAGGCCGCCUUCCGGAACUACAUCCACCGCGCAGAUGCCAGGCAGGAGGAGGACAGUUACGAGAUCUUCAUUUGUCACGCCAACGUCAUCCGCUACAUCGUGUGCAGAGCACUGCAGUUUCCUCCUGAAGGCUGGCUCCGGCUCUCCCUCAAUAAUGGCAGCAUCACCCACCUGGUGAUCCGACCCAACGGCCGAGUUGCGCUCAGGACCCUCGGGGACACGGGGUUCAUGCCUCCCGACAAGAUCACCCGAUCCUGAGGGCGCCCGCAGGGCUCCGGCUUCUCCUUCCCUCUGUCCUCCCCGCACAGGCCGCACACGCUUAACGUUUUGUUCCCAAGGAGACCGGCGGAAAAGUAGAAACCUGCAAUGCUGCAUCUGGGAACUGACUUGUGACCAGGCUGAGAAGGGGAGAGUUGGGAUCAGACAGCCUGACUUCUCUGCAGGGUUUUAUACCUGACCAUGAACCCCCAGGAUGGCGUGGGGUUUAAGGUGAAAGCGUCUCACGCACAAGUCAGGCCUGUUGUGGGGACCUGAAAGAGGCCUGACCCAGACCACCAUGUUCGCACCCACAGCUGACCCGUGCUGAGGGUCCAUGCUCCAUUGGCAAAGCCGGUCAGGCACGAGGGCGACUGAGGCACGUGGAUGAGGAGGGCACCCAGGUUCUGUUCACAACUCACUUCACUUCAUACAUCCUUUUAAUUUCUUAAAACCCUCUUGUCCCUUAAAUAUUUGUCAAAGAUUUUCUGGCUGGGCACAGUGGCUCACACCUGUAUUCCCAGCUACUCAGGAGGCCAGGGUGGGAGGAUCACUUGAGCGCAGGAGUUCAAGACCAGCCUGGACAAGGCAACAUAGCGAGACCCUGUCUCUACUAAAAAUACAGAACUUAGCUGGGUGUGUCGUGGGCAUCUAGAGUCCCAGCUACUUGGGAGACUGAGGUGGGUGGAUCACUUGGGCCCGGGAGCUGGAGGCUGCAGUGAGCUGUGAUUGUGUCACUGCACUCCAGCCUGGGCAACCGAGGGAGACUUAAAGCAAUUUUUUCUUUUGAAACGGAGUUUCACUCUUGUUGCCCAGGCUGGAGUGCAGUGGUGCGAUCUCGGCUCACCACAACCUCUGCCUCCUGGGUAGCUGGGAUUACAGUCGCCCACCACCAUACCUGGCUAAUUUUUUAUUUUUAGUAGAGAUGGGGUUUCACCGUGUUGGCCAGGCUGGUCUCGAACUCCUGACCUCGUGAUCUACCCACCUUGGCCUCCCCAAGUGCUGCGAUUACAGGCAUGAGCUAGCGCGCCUGGCCAGGGAUUAAAAUAUUCAAACAUGUUGUGUGUACCCAGAUAUUCUGUUAAUUUAGGAAAAACAGUACAAUUUCUAUGAAGUGGUUGUGACUAUUUUCUGUAGUCAAUACAGUUGGGAUAUCUGAUCUAUUUCUCUGUCUACUUUGGAAAUGAUUGCAUAAUAAAAUUUUACUGUUUUUUUAAAAGGA